Aegilops tauschii subsp. strangulata is the source of this 1408-nucleotide messenger RNA. RefSeq lists its product as uncharacterized. Gene Ontology annotation, biological process: protein folding. The record is from RefSeq and is a predicted model, not a curated record. Gene Ontology annotation, cellular component: plasmodesma. NCBI's taxonomy places the organism in Eukaryota, Viridiplantae, Streptophyta, Magnoliopsida, Poales, Poaceae. Gene Ontology annotation, molecular function: protein-folding chaperone binding.
AUCCCAACAUAAUCGUGCGCAUAGCCAGACAAAGGUCAACAGCCACCUAGAUCGAUCUCUCCCAAUCUCUGCCGCGGAUCAAUGGCGUUCUUUGGCUAUGACCCGUACGACUACGGCUAUGGCUACCCCGCCGCCGCCGAUGCCUUCUUCCACGACGCCGAGCAGCUGAUGACGGAGUGCUUGCGCCCCGCCCGCCGCAGGGCCCCGGCGCGGCACGACGACGCCUUCUUCCCUGGCUUCGGCGCCGCCGAGCCGGCCGCACGGACUACGGCGCGUCCCAGGCCCAGCAGCGGGUCCCCGAAGAGCUGCCCGGACUACUUCGAGAUUGAGGUCACGGGCGACUCCAACUCUCCGCCAGCUGUGCCGAGGAAGCCGGCGCCUUCAGCGGACGAAGCCGCGGUGAGGGUGCAGGCGGCGGUGCGCGGGCUGCUCGCUCGUCGCAUGGUGCGGGAGGUGCGCAUGGUGGAGCGGCUGGCGGAGGCCGUGGCCGCGAGGGUGGCCUCCGAGGCGGAGGCGCUCCGCGCGGACGCCCUUGCACGGAUCGGCCUCGGGGAGGAGCUCAUGCGGCUGCUGCUGCGCCUCGACGGCGUGCGCGGCGCCCGGGAGUACCGGAGGCGGGUCACCAGGCGCGUGCUCGCGCUCCAGGACGCUGUUGACGCGCUCGAGGCCGCGCCUGCGGUGGUGACCGCCGAUGCGCCGGAAGUUCAGGAUGCAGAGGAAGAAGCAGAGAGCGGGAUGGAGCCGGAGCUGCCGGUUGAGGACAAUACUGCGUCGGAUUUUCUGGCUGCCGAGACAACCGACAUGGCAGCGAUGGAGGUUGAUGCAGCGAGUCCCGUCGUCGUCGACGAGGCCGGGCAGACCGAGACCGAACUGGUGGCGGAAGGCGAGAAGGCCUCGGAGGCGGAGGGUGAGUGGGAGAUGGUGCUGACGGGGGACGGCGACGUCUUCACCGGCGAGGAGGACCAUGCACCACCCAAAGCGCAGCAGCAACAGCAAGAACAGGCACAGGAGGAGAAGAAGACGGUGACCACCGACGGGCUGGACGCGAAGAAACUGAUGGAGAUGGUGGCGGCGCUGUGCGAACGGAGCGCACAGCAGUGCGAGCUCAUCGGGGCCCUGGCUGAGCGGGUGGACACACUGGAGCGCGCCUUCCGGCGGGUUGAGGAGGCCGACCGGCGCAGGCGGAGGAACAAGAAAACCAACAAGGACGGCAAGAAGAACACAAGUAGCUUCUACAGCGACUAGAUAUGAUAAAUAGCUUCAGCAUAAGGCUUCGAUUGGAUUUUUUUCAUUAGAUUUUAGUAAUCUUGCAUUUAUUUCAAUUCUGUUGAUCGUGUGAACAAACUUAGACUAUGUCGGCAAAUUUCAUUAGUUUCAAUUGAGUUGUGUGAUGCUUGAGCUUUCAAAA